UCAUGCCGUGUUAAUUUCGAAGGCAGCAAAAAAACUCUUCUCGCAAAAAUGGCGGACUAUUUUCAAGAAAUGGGUUGGGAAGAACUACGUGAGGGAGAAUCACCAAAUCAUUUGCUUCAUCUCGCUAGACUCCUAAGGGACUAUGGGAUGUUUCAAGAACUCGGCGAGGAUCAAAGGCUCCCACCACCGGCUGCUAAAUCUGUUGUAGAUGGCUUGGAAGAGAUUACUGUCAGUUCUGAAGAAUCUCAGUGUUCAGUCUGCCUCAAGAAUUUUUCUGUAAAUGAAAUUGCCAAGAAGUUACCUUGCAAACACUUUUUUCAUCCAUCUUGCAUUCUACCGUGGCUUUCAAAGACCAAUUCAUGCCCUGUGUGUCGACAUGAACUACAGACGGAUGAUGAGAGCUAUGAGUUAUAUCGGAAAGAAAAAAUCAGAGCUGUGCAAAGAGAAAAAGAUAUAGAAUCUCUUCAUGAUUCAAUGUUUUCAUGAUAUUGGUGCACUUCCAUGAUCGUUAUGUUACCCAUUCCACAGUUUUUUAGCUCAUCCCUGUCGAAGUAUCUAUCCAGUUCUCUUCUCAGUAUUUUUUUCCACUUGCUUGCAUGGAUGUAAAGCUUUUGGUGAACCAUUUUUUUUUAUAUUCGUAAAUGUAUGUCUUUAAUAUUAAGUUAUUGUGCUGGUAUAAUUCCUAAGAUGAAAUUUGGGAAGAAUCUUCAAAGAGAAAAUUAGAUACUCUUUUACGAUUGGUGGAGGCUUUAGUAUUUAUAACAAAUUUUUCUUGAAGUAUAUCAUCGGGCAUGUAGGAAUAUUCAAAAAUACAGGGACCUUAUCUCCAAAGCACCUUCUCGAAAAUUAUCGUUUCUCAAUUUCUGAAAGUUCUAAAACAGUCCACAAUAUCUACUGCCUAGUGAUCAGUCUCAUGAUGGAAAAAUGAACAGUAUUACAGUGCAAAUAGUGAGAGAAAGCAAGAGGGUAGAAACACGGCUUUGGAAGAGCAGCAGAAUCCUAAUGUAUUUCCUAAUGUAUGUAUGCAGGAAAAUUGAUCAAAUUAGCAACGAGACAAACAAUAAUUAUAUUGUUUUAAUGUAAUUUUUAUUCAAGAAAAAAUAUUUACAUUGUGAAAAUUAAAUAUUAAUAGGAACUUUUUCAAUGGUGAUCAUGAAUAUUGAAUGUAUUUUUUACAUGUUGUCUCUUGUACGAGCCACUCUUAACUUCAAGAAAAAAUUUUCAAUGAGGCAGAUAUUUAUAGGCAGGGUCAUUUUAAGUUCCCCACAGUGUUUGACAUUGAAUAUGUUUGGUGACCUUAUUAUGAAUUACAAACAUAAUUUGAAUGAAUGUGCACAUACAUGUGUUCCUUUUUAAUAAAUUCAUAAGGAAAUACAUUCCAUUGAUCUAGUUGCAAAUUACCUGUGCUCUUUUAACGCUAUGCAACUUUUAUGAAAGUCAAGUACUUAUGUACUACCUAUAACAUUAACAAAUUGAUACUGGACCACUGGAAUUAUUGACCGGGGUAAAAAAUAAUGCAUCACAGAACACAUUUUUUCCACAAAAUUUCACAUAAAACGAAAUUGGACUAUCAAAAAUGUCAAUCCUCAAGUCAUGAAUGAGUAAUUGAUGUCCAACUUCCAGCUUGGAAAAAACUUGAGUCUAUUUGAGUCAAAUCGGACGCCAAAUUCUGUGUGUGCUCUAUUUUGAAAUAAUUCACUUGACUGAUUUUUUUUUGU
Messenger RNA from Bemisia tabaci, 1718 nucleotides. RefSeq names its product E3 ubiquitin-protein ligase RNF181. Gene Ontology annotation, cellular component: cytoplasm. The record is from RefSeq and is a predicted model, not a curated record. Lineage: Eukaryota; Metazoa; Arthropoda; Insecta; Hemiptera; Aleyrodidae. Gene Ontology annotation, molecular function: ubiquitin protein ligase activity. Gene Ontology annotation, biological process: protein ubiquitination.